This is a messenger RNA of Oncorhynchus kisutch (coho salmon), 853 nucleotides long. Its product is annotated as fin bud initiation factor-like. Lineage: Eukaryota; Metazoa; Chordata; Actinopteri; Salmoniformes; Salmonidae. The record is from RefSeq and is a predicted model, not a curated record. The transcript has a single exon. The coding region runs from base 88 to 717 and encodes 209 amino acids.
CAAUAGGCUACACAUGUUUUGCGCCUCUCAGAGGACAGCGUCAAACUAAACCGUGACCGUGCUGAAAUUAAAUAAAAAUUGGAAAUAAUGGCUUCUAUUCCACUGGUGCUGCUACUUUUAAUGUCUUCUUUGGCGCUUUACUGGGCAGUUUAUACCGGACCGUUAAAACCGGAAAUGUCCAACGGGACUUUUCAUCACUUCUUCGUACCGGACGGAGAUUAUGAGGAUAAUGAUGACCCCGAGCAAUGUCAAAUGCUUUUUAAAUUCGCAGACCGACGUGCGUGUGGUGUCCAUCACGAUGAAGACAGCGAUUCAGUGGUACGUGAAGACUUUAUCAUCGUGAAGCACCAAAUUGAAGACGCCGCAAGGUUGUUGGAAAGCAUCGGCAUGAGUAUUUCACACGACCUGGACGGAGAGGAUAGCUAUGAGAAGUUUCUCACUGGGGAGAUCACUCAGAUCUCUGAGGCUUUUACAAGCGUGGAGAAAUCUCUCCUGGAGUUGGAGGUCAAGUUUAAACAGAGUCAAGACAACGAUCUGAGAGGGGAGAACCAGCUCAAUGACUAUGUUCUGAAGCCUAUCUAUGAAGUUAAGGACGCACUCAGGGGGACAACGGACAUUUCAUUGGGACUCAGAGAUAAACAUGAACUGUUGUCUCUCAUUGUUCGCAGUCAAGGCUCAAGGUUGAGUCGCCUCAAGGCAGAUUAUCUCAAUGUAUAGUAUAAAUGUUAAAAACAAUUGUAAUUUGUUAUUAUCUAUGUAGUGGAAUAUAUGUUACUCAGAGUGUGUGUGUGUGUCUGUGUGUGUGUGUGUCAUAAGACUAUGACUCUUUAGCCCAAUAAACACCUGGAAAGUU